Molecule: messenger RNA, 1671 nt
Organism: Uloborus diversus
Lineage: Eukaryota; Metazoa; Arthropoda; Arachnida; Araneae; Uloboridae
Product: 17-beta-hydroxysteroid dehydrogenase type 6-like
Exons: 5
Coding region: 1-1152 (383 amino acids)
Molecular function (GO): oxidoreductase activity
Source: RefSeq, a predicted model, not a curated record
AUGAAUUCUCGUGCGGUGAAGAAGCAAAGUGAACAGUAUUUGCCAAACAAUACGGCAGCAGAUAUGGAGCGUCAGAAUAUUGUGAUGUUUAUUCAUUUAUUUUGUUUAGCAGCGAUUCUUAAAUUGUUGCAUUAUUUGCUUCCAGAGUGUAUAGUUUCGUAUUAUCUGUGUGCUGCCAACUGGCUGCUGUUUUUAAAUUUAGCUGUAUUUUCAUUUGAAUUUCUAAAACAAUGGUACUUUGUAGAAACAGUACCCACAACAAACAAAGCUGUACUUAUUACAGGAUGCGACAGUGGGUUCGGCCACCACUUAGCCAGACGUCUGGAUAGCAAAGGGUUUCAAGUUUUUGCAACUUGCCUCUUACCGAAAGGUGUAGGAUCUAUGGAACUACAGAGGACAUGUUCAAAAAACUUGAAAAUAAUACCACUUGAUGUCACAAAAGACGACAGUGUAAACAGCGCAGUUGAGAGCGUUAAGAAACAUCUGGGAACCUCAAUUUUUUGGGCUCUCGUCAACAACGCUGGUGUUUACAAGGGAUUCUGUUUGGAUAUGAGCACAGUUGAAGACGUCAGAGCCAACAUGGAGGUGAACGCAUUGGGGUUGGUGAGAGUGACGAAAGCUUUUCUACCUUUAUUACGUCAGAGCAAAGGAAGAAUAGUAAAUGUCACAAGUCUUGGAGGCAAACUUUCUAACGCAUUCCUAAUGCCGUACUGCAUGAGUAAAUUUGCGGCAGUCGCUUUCACGGAGUGCAUCGCAUAUGAGCUAAAACACUGGGGAAUCAAAGCUAUUUCAGUUGAACCUGAAGCAUUUAGGACACCUUUGAUUGCUUAUGAAAACCGCUUCGCUGAAAUUGAAGACAGUUUAUGUAACUUACCUGAUGAUAUCAGGCACACACUUGGAAACCAAUAUCAAAAAAGACUUGAAGCUCUUUGCUAUCUAUAUUGGAAAUCAUCAACAGUAAAACUUGACGCUGUCCUAAACGACCUUGAGGCGGCUGUUUGUUUGAAGUAUCCAAGCUCUGUGUAUAAGCCAAGUCGAAAUUUUUUUGUAAAAAUGAUAAUUUAUGUUUUUGAACGCCUCCCCAUGGGAAUCUUAAGUUCUAUUUUUGAUUUUUACCUAUGGGCACUGAUCCCACCACUAAAAGGGAAAUGAUUUUAUUUUAUUUUUAUUUGCAAAGAUGAUUUCUCAAUUGACCUACAUAGUUUACUUUCAGCGAAUGGUAAUAUAGAGUAAGGAACUUUGAUAGGAGUACGACAGGGACCUCAUUGACUGAGAGGUGAAAAGCAACUGUUCCGGCAGCUGGCUGCGCGCAGUAAAAAAGUGGUAGGUUCGACUCCCUUUUUCACAGUGGAUAUAUUCUCCUUGUCUUUUUAAUUCAAAACUUCCUUUUGUUGUUUAUGGAGGCAAGACAUUUUGUCUGCAGUCUGCUGAUGAAUGUGAAGCUGUUUAGUUUCUUGUACAGUAAAUAGUAAAACAACAAAGUAGCAAAUUAGCAUGUUGAGGUGGGACAUUAAGACUACAAAAAUUAAAGAAAAGCAAUUAAAUUUUAAAACUUCUUUGAGGUUCAGGUAGACAAUUAUAUCGUUUUCCUUUCUAAGCAAAAACGGAUUAGCCAGAUGGUAAUUGAUAUAUUACAGUGAAAAUAAUUUAAAGACCUGGCAUCCAGUACUC